AUGUCCGAGGACGCCGACAAGGCCGUCCUGAUCACAGAGGACGUCUCACUACCCACCGCCGACAAGCCCAAGUCCAAGGUGGUCAAGGGAGCCAAGCCCAAGAAGGCUGCACCCGGCGCCGACGCGACCUUCACGUACGGCGAGAUUGUGCUCGCGCGCCUCCGUGGAUACCCAGCCUGGCCUGCGAGGAUUACCAACCCCGACGACCUCCCUGCCAACGUUCUCGCCCAGCGCCCAAAGAGCUCGCAGGUGUACUGCACUCAAUUUUUCCCCGUUGGCGACUUCUCCUGGCUCCCUCCCAAGGAUGUUCAGUCUCUGCCAAAGCAUCAGAUCGAGGCCUUCUUGAGCGAGACCCACCGCAAGGCGUCGGGUGCCCUUCGUGAAGCGUACAAGACGGCGCUGGACCCCACCGAGUGGGACGCCCAGCAGGCCGACAAGCGCCGCGCACUCGAAGAAGCCGACGACGCCGACGACGAUGUCGACGAGCUCGAGGAGGAGGGAGACGAGCCCAAGGGCAAGAGGAAGCGCGCUUCUGCUCCCGUGAAGAAGGACUCGAAGAAGGCCAAGACGGCCAAGAAGGCUGCUAGUGAGGAGAAGCCCAAGGCCAAGGCCGAGAAGCCCAAGGCGCAGAAGAAGGAGAGCGGCUCCGAGCCCGCGCCUAAUGCUGAUGACUCCGCAUCCCCCCAAUCUGUCAAGGUCCGGGACUGGCGACACAAGCUGCAGCGCGCGUUCCUCACCAAGGGCAAGCCCCUGCCCGAGGCGUCAGAGAUGGACUCUUGGGACGAGCUCUUCAAGACGAUUGAGGAGGCCAACGACAUUUCCGUGGAUGCCAUCCUCUACUCCAAGAUUGACAAGGUUAUGAAGAUGAUUGCCGCCCUCGACAAUGUCGCCCGCAACGAGGAGCUCAAGAUUACGGAGCGUGCAGACAAGCUCUACAAUGACUGGACCGCGCUCAAGAAGUCGGCCGAGUCUGGGACCAAGCCCGAGACGAACGGCUCGACCGAGGAGAAGGCUGCUGAUGCGCAGGAGGCCUCUGCUCCUGCCGCCGCCGAGGCGCCCGAAGCCGCUGCGGCCGCCGCUGCGGCCGCACCCGAGGCUGCUGACGAGUCCAAGGCUGAGGCCUAGGUACCGCACUGUGCGAGAGAGCCGUCCAACGCGUAGGGCUGGGCACAUGGUGCCAACCAAGCAAUAGUUGAGCCCGGGCGCGCCAUGUCGACGCCGAGAUGAUAUGCGUAGUAGACGCAGGAGAAGACGAGCUGUAUGCAACGCAUCAGCAGCCGCGCGGGUAUGAGUGGCAGUGGCAGUGUCAAGCCGCGCUGGUGCCAGUGUCAAGUCUGAACUGUAUGAUGCCAUGCAUGGGGGAGAGAACUGGACGAGAAACUAGGCCGCACUACUACUGCUUCUUCGCGGCGUCGGCCUCGACUUCGGCCACCUUCUCUGCAGCGACCUCAGCGGCGGCCUCCGCAGCGACCUCGGCAGCGACCUCAGCGUCCUCGACGGCAGCCUGAGCCGCGAUCUCGGCAGCGACCUCGGCCUUGGCAGCCUCGAUGAGCUCAGGCUUGACCUUCUUGGCCUUCUUGGUCCGCUUGGGCCUCAUGAGCGACUGAAGGCUGGGCACGGGGGCCGAGCCGUCAAUGGCGGCAGACGCAGCGAGGACGUCGUGGUGGGGCUCGGCGGGACCCAGCUCGGGGCCACCAGCGGCGAUGAGGGCGAGACGGCGCUCGUUGAGGACGUACUUGAUGCGGGCCAUGGUUUUGCGGCACUGGGGCGUUAGUCAGCGAGCGCAGCGAGCUCGCUGGGGGUGCGAUGCGGGACGUGACGCCUCAGUCGACAGCUGCCGCUGCCGAGCCACACCACACCACACCCCUCACACACAACCCACCCGAUAUCCGCGCUUGGUCAACA
Vanrija pseudolonga is the source of this 1905-nucleotide messenger RNA. It is a transcript of the gene pdp1, whose product is annotated as PWWP domain-containing protein 1. Bases 1 to 1125 code for a protein of 374 amino acids. Lineage: Eukaryota; Fungi; Basidiomycota; Tremellomycetes; Trichosporonales; Trichosporonaceae. The record is from RefSeq and is a predicted model, not a curated record. The transcript has 8 exons.